AUGAGCACUGAGGGCAAGAAAAAAUACAAAUGUGACAGAUGUAGAUCUUUGCAAGUACAAAACAACAUUCAGAUUAACGUCCCUACUGAUAAUUCUUUCAACUCUCUGCAGGAAGAUGAAGAGAAUGAGACAUCUCAUGACUCAAAUUUUGUUACUCUUAGAAGAAAUAAGAAACAGUCUUCCCUGCCUGACUUAUCUGCAUCAUUCUUAUCUACGGAGAACACUCUAUAUUACCUGGAAAGCAAAAACGUGAACAGUUUGCCGGAUCUCAGCAGUGAGGAGAAUGUUCUUGUUAAUGAACUAAAGCUGGAAAUUAAAAGAUUACAAACUGAACUUGACAUAGCGCACAAUGAAAUUGCAAAUUUAAACGUACCUAAUACGGAAUUAAACAAAAAAAUUCAAGAACAGCAAAAGAUGUGGAUACGGGUAACCGUCAAUGGUAAGAAAAUCGCCGUAGGUACUGCAUACAGACCCCAGUGGCUUGAUGUGGACACUUUCCUCGAUGCUCUCUCCGACAGCAUCGUGUCAUUCUCUGACCACGACCAUAUAGUACUCCUGGGUGAUUUUAACAUUAAUUUAAUGAAUGGAGGUGACCCAAAAACCAGAAAAUUCCAGGACUUUCUAAGUUCGAUCAACUUGGAGCAAGUCGUAAAGUCACCAACACACUUCACAAGCCAGAGUAAUAGUUUGAUCGAUGUGAUCUGUACUGAUGCAUGUGUGAGGAAUGUUGACGUUACUCAUGUCCCUGAUCUGAAUCGUCACUGCAUCGUUAGCAUUACCCUUAAGCUUAAAAAGGAAAAGAUCCCACCUAAGACUGUAACUUACAGACCUCUAAGGGACAUCGACCGGGUUGCUUUUGACAGGGACCUUUUUCUGACGCGCUGGGAAUCUGUCUACUCUGCUCACUCCGUAAAUGAAAUGGUUGAAAUUUUCAAUGAAUUCGUAACGGUGCUGUUCGAUCUUCAUGCGCCUGAGCGGACGACCAAAUUCAGGGAGGGUUUAACGCCUUGGAUCACAAGCAAUGUGAGAGCAAUCAUGAAGCUACGGGAUGCCGCCCUUUCCAAAUACCGCGCCGAUAAAUCUGAUCUUAAAAAAUCCGAGUACAAACAGCUUAAAACUUUGGCUGCUUCAGCGCUCAGGUCUGAAAAGUGUGCAUAUUUCAACACUCAUAUUAACAGUACGAUUGACGACCCAAAAUUAUUAUGGCGAAAUCUCAAAAAUAAUGUAUUACCUGACAGUAAAUGUAAGCCUGACAUACCUCAUUAUUUAAAUAAUCCUGACGAUAUUAAUGAUCAUUUUCUAAAUAUUCCUGGCAGGGACUCGGUGGAACUGUCACAGCUAACCUAUUAUGAAUUCCAUAAAGCCACUGCCGAUACUUUUUCAUUGCAACCGGUUUCAUGCGAUAAAGUUGCUAAAGUCCUACUGAGUAUGAAAUCUAAUGCUAGAGGGGUAGAUAACAUCUCUCUGGACAUGAUCUUCCUUACUCUGCCUCACACUUUGCCCCAUAUCACCUUCAUAAUAAACCAAUCCAUCACCACAAGUACGUUCCCCGACGUUUGGAAGAUAGCUAAAGUCGUGCCUCUUCCUAAAAACAACAACCCUCAACAAUUCAAAGAUCUGAGGCCAAUAAGUCUACUCCCAUGCCUAUCCAAGGUACUGGAAAAAAUUGUGCAUGAACAGGUAACCAAAUAUCUGGAAGACACUAACAUACUCCCGAGUCUUCAAUCUGGCUUUAGAAGGGGACAUGGCACUGCAACAGCGCUUCUCGACGAGGUUGAUAAUAUUUUGGCGGCUCAGGAUCAGGGUAUGGCUACUAUUUUGGUUCUCUUGGAUUUCUCUCGCGCUUUUGAUUCAAUCAGCGUGCCCCUCCUGCUCUCCAAACUCACUUUCUACGGCUUUGAUAAUGGGACUGUAGCAUGGUUUGCAAGUUACCUGGAAAAUCGUUCACAAUUCGUGGAAUUGGCCUCAAAUGGUGUCACCCAAAGUUCUAAAUUGCGUUCACUCCACAGAGGAGUUCCCCAGGGUUCAAUACUGGGGCCUCUGUUGUUCAUACUAUACAGCUCUGAUGUGCCUUGCGUAAUUCGGGACUGUCGAUACCAUAUGUAUGCCGAUGAUCUUCAAUUUUACCUGUCCUUUGACCCCAGAAAAACCGAAGACGCAGCGGUUAAACUGAAUGAAGAACUGCAUAGGAUCAAAGUAUGGGCUCAAAACCAUAUCCUAACGCUGAAUCCAGCUAAAUCAAAGUAUAUGAUCUUUGGUACCAAGAAGCAGAUCGAGUUUGUUGAGAGUAGAGAUCCAAGUAUUACAAUUAAUGACCAGAUAGUGGAACGAGUCUGGUCAGCAAGGAAUCUGGGUGUGGCAUUUGAUGCCGGCCUCCGUUUCGAGAGUCAUGUCGGCGAGUUGGCCAGGUGUUGCCUCUACAGGCUGAAAGUCUUAUACAGGUUCAGGGACUACCUCAGUUCGGAGCUCAGAACUAGCUCAGCAACAGACGCAAGAGAUAGGUUAACGCGACAUUAUACCAAAGACAUCCCGUAUAUCAGCCUAUACGAGAUUGGGAAGGCUCUCAAACAGCUAAAGAACAACAAGGCACCAGGUGAUGACGGCAUAACCUCGGAGCUUUUGAACGAAGGUGGAACACCGAAACUCGUUCAGAGACUCUUUAACUCCGUCUUACUUCAGGGAACAACGCCAGAGGCAUGGGAUAGAAGCGUGGUGGUGCUCUUCUUGGACUAUGAGAAGGCCUUUGAUUCGAUCGAGACUUAA
Ostrinia nubilalis (European corn borer) is the source of this 2763-nucleotide messenger RNA. RefSeq lists its product as uncharacterized. Gene Ontology annotation, molecular function: catalytic activity. The record is from RefSeq and is a predicted model, not a curated record. The transcript is spliced from 3 exons. Bases 1 to 2763 code for a protein of 920 amino acids. Lineage: Eukaryota; Metazoa; Arthropoda; Insecta; Lepidoptera; Crambidae.